This is a messenger RNA of Penicillium concentricum, 3039 nucleotides long. RefSeq lists its product as uncharacterized. The transcript is spliced from 4 exons. Lineage: Eukaryota; Fungi; Ascomycota; Eurotiomycetes; Eurotiales; Aspergillaceae. The coding region runs from base 1 to 3039 and encodes 1012 amino acids. The record is from RefSeq and is a predicted model, not a curated record.
AUGGACACCAACGCUGUCACUGUUCAAGGCUCUGGUCACCCCAUUGGAGAAGAUGAUUGCAUGUUGAACUGUCUGCCAGAAAUGAAAAGCGUGUAUUCUGAGCAUUUUAAGCCUGUUCAAGACCAGCUGUCUUUGGUUCUUCAACACUCUCGGUCACAUUACAGGGCACUGGCGGGGCGAGAGAGCUUUGCUGGAUUCUUGAACGUACCCCUCAUAAGCGACACCCUAGUGAAGACAAUAGAAGUGAUGUUUGGAGCACCGAAACCUUGUGUGCUUCAGCUCCAGAACGACGAAGCCAGUGCCAAUAUUAAUUGGCUUGACGUUGUCAAGGAAAGGAAUUAUCAGGCCGAAUACAAAGGGAAUGGAAUUCAUCAUUUCCAUAUGCGGGACCGGGGCGUGAUUGUCCAGUUGUCUGCUUUCCAACACAACAUGAUCCUUUCAGGAUUACCCCGGAAGCUUGUUCAACCAUGGUCCUACGAAAGGGACGUACAGACAGAACUAAACACCUUGGCGCUGACAGCCGAAAUGACAUCACGGGUGAACCAAAUUGCAUCCGAAGUCAUCAAAGCCAAUAACACUGUGCUUGAAGAGGUACUAAGAAGAGAUCGAAUUCUCCGCCGCAAUCCAGAGCCAAGUCAAAGAUCGCCGGGCUCGCCCUUUCCCCUGGAAUCAGCCGAAGAGCCAGCAAUCUUUACGCCAGCGCAGGUUGACGCUGGUUCGCUCGAUGGGAUGACUAUUGAGACUCAAAGAACAGACGUGCAAGCCAGUGCUUCAAAACGCGAUGCUGGAACACAGAACUUCCCCAAAAAUAGGGCUUGGCCUGCGGAAAUAUUGAAGCAGCUUCCUCUAUGGUUCGAACACCAAGUGCAGGAGAAUCUGUCGGAGGAAGAGAUUGCCCGGAACUUUCACCGAACAUUCAAGCAAAAACGGACUUUUCAUGCUAUUGAGGCAAAAGUGUAUUUCUUAACAGGAAAAAGCCCUUUUAGGAAGCGCAAUAAGAAAGCCUCGCGCAAAAGACCUGUGGCUUUGACACCUCGCUCCUCCCCACCGCCGUCUCAACCCUCUGAAUCAGUGAAUUUCACCGAACAAUUGAUCUCGAGGUCGAACAUCGAGGUUCACGCUUUACGUCUAGCCUCGAACCUGCUACCCUAUCUGAAUUCUGAACACUGCGAGGAUGGAAGCCUUUACGCCCUCCAUGGUGUUCAACCGGCUGACCCUGAACCAGAAUCCAGUGACUUACAUGCAGUGCUUGAACAGGAUACUGCGAAUCAAAUGUUAAGGUUCCGGCACGUAUCUCAAGAGCAUGAACUACAGUCAGGUACAUGCCAGAAUGAAUGGCCAGUUCGAGAAAGCCUUCAGGCUGAAGAAUUGCCCAAAGACCAUCCAGUGUUCUCAGAUCUGGUGCCCGAAAGUCAGCCAAGGAAUGACAAUCCAAUCAAUGUCCUCGCAACAUCAGGGAUGGUUGAUUCUUGCUUCACUCGAAGCUCUCCCUUAGAACCCCCUCGGAUAUCAGAACCUUUCCAAUCUUCAAUCUGGCAUCCCUCUGAAGGUGAUACCACACUCGAAGAGCUAGGCCAAACGCUUAUUCAUCGUACUGAGUCCAGUGCAAGACACGUGGAACAGACAGACACGGCGCGUGGCAACAAACCAUCAAAGAGACUUUCUCCGCAAUCUUCAUCGCGUGGAAAUCCAUUGGCUAGAGGUUCAGCAAAUGGGGGUUCGAAUAAUGAAAGCCACCCUCAAAACUGCGGAAUUGAUGAGCCAACUAUCGAUAUCUCUGAAAGAGCUUUGACUGACGAAGGAUUGAUUAUAAUAUGUCUCCAUGAGAAGUCUAAAGCACAGGCGGCGCGUUCUCAUCCCAAUUGGAACGAUAAGGACCUGAACCGUUUACUAGGGUGGCACAUGAAACGGAAAAACCUACCAAAGGAGAGACUUGAAGUGGAGUUUCUGAGAGACUUUGGCCACUAUCGAUCUUCUUCUGCUAUCGUUACAGCUUGUCGCAGAAAAAGAAAGGCAGAUUCUCGCCAUAAAGAUGUAACCUCAGCCCCCACUCCAGGUCAACUAGCUCCAGUUGUCCCUGCCGUUCUUGAUACUAUGCGGGUAUCACGAUCACCCAACGCCAUCAUUGGAUCCGACACUCCCAGCUUGGAUCCAUCCCAUACUAUAGCUAUACCGAGCAAUGAGAAUACUACAUUUAAGCAUCCACCGUUGGAGCGACCUCGAUCGCCACAACCCAAUCAGCCGCAGGUUUUAAACAACACAGAGAGACUUUCUCGCAACAGUCCUCCACCAUUGAAUGAGGGCGAAGAAGCAAUGAAUCAAAAUCCACCGACUGCUGUUGCUUCCGAAUGCGCUUCUGAACAGAUGGUGUUUUCAACACCUCCUGAGAAUGUCGAUAAUACUUCCACAUUGGGCACUAGAUGCCAUCGAGUUGAAAUCACGCCAAACCCUCCAGCUAGGUUUAGAGCAAUUAAUGGCUGUAACGUCCAUCCCAUUGAACCGAACAUAAGCGAAAUGACUCCGCUCGCUCAGAUGGGAACCAAUGAGCGAGACGCUCUACCUCAAACAUCGAAAGAAAAUAUUGCCGAGCAAAAAAGGAAUGAUCAAAAUGUGUCGUCACAGAAAAUAAGGUCCCAGAGUGGAAGAGGAUGCCCCAACCAGCCUACCCUCGAGAACGUGCAGACAGGUUCACAUUACUCAGGGUUGUCCACCGGAACACCCGAAGGAGCUGGGGACCAACCGUCAGAUUCUACUGGUAUUUCGGACGCCAACAUUCCACAACUGGAAAUGCGCCCAAAUUUGCAGAAUACGUCGCAGCCUCAAAUACGAGAUAUCAAUAUCCCACCCACAAACAUUCCCCAGCCCAGUUACACACUAAUCCCAAAUUGCCCGUCCAACUCCAAAGUUUCAUACUCUGGACCAUCCCAUUACUACACGCCCAAUUCCCAAUCUGGGGUUUCCCAAUCUAUCGGUGCAUCAGGGAUGGCUCACACAGGCGGUUCGUUCAUACUCUAUACUCGUGAUUCCAUGCAGUCCUGA